AUGCCUCAAAUUGAGGAGCUGGAUAAUUUACCAACACCUGUUCGAGAAUUAUUUUUAAGCAAAAAUCAACAAAGUAAUUCAAAAGCACGACUUAGCAGAUGUGAAGAUGAUCAUGACACCAAUAACCACCGAAGUCAAGUGGAUGUCAUCUUUCCUGGAGGAGCACCUGCGACCGAUGAAGCAGUUACCCGAACGUGUUCAUCGGUCUCUGUAGGCGGCAAAGAAUUGCUGCUAGAGACCUACAUUUGGCGGGAUUUUAUGCCUAUCUGCCCAAAAGAUGGUACACCAAUGAUCGCCAUACUCAAAAUCUGUACAAUCAAUUCAAGUCCGUUUCCUGCUGAUGUUCAAGCUGAUUUGGCAUGGAUUGUCUACGGUACGCAAGCCUGGGCUAUCCAUGUUCUUGAGGAACGUCCACGAACUUGUGAGCGAACAUAUCUGAGAGUAGUCGGGCGUGACGGUCCAAAAUGGGGUCCCCGUAUCAGUGUCGAUGUUAUAGUACAAUUGCGAGAUGCUCAAGGAAAAACUUUCUUAUUGCCGGCGUAUAGUCAAACUGUCCAUUGUACAGAGUGA
Molecule: messenger RNA, 570 nt
Organism: Didymodactylos carnosus
Lineage: Eukaryota; Metazoa; Rotifera; Eurotatoria; Philodinida; Philodinidae
Source: the annotation of a GenBank genome assembly